UGUUCUCAUCCACAGUGUCGCUCGUACAAGCCUCCAGGAUCUUGGUAAUACACUUCCAAGAGUCUGUAACCAGGCAAACAUGAGAGACAAACAAAUGUGUGACAAACAGCAUUAAGCAGAGUUCCCAGAAGGAAAAACCUUGUGCUGUGGUUGCAAAUGUCAUUAGACCUGGUUGCCUAGCAGCUCUGCUCCUCUGCCUCCUCCCUCCUCCAUCGAUGUUUACGCACACGUGCAGACUGAGGAAGCCUGCAGGCGAGAGCAGAGGGCACGAGUCACUGGAGUGGGACAAAGUGAAGAAGCCGAUUUCAAUCCAGCCUUGUGUUUGGUUCCGACCUCCGAGGCCGCUGAGGCUGCGCCGUACAACGAGCGGAGCAUGUCGACGGAGUUGGAGCUGACCUUCCGGCAGGACGCCGAUCUGACGGAGGUGAUGCGCCUGCGGGUUCAGUCCCUGCAGCAGCGAGGCCAGAAGAGGCAGGACGGCGAGCGGCUGCUGCGGCCCAACGAGGCCGUGUACCGACUGGACUUCUCCAAACAGUCCCUGCAGUUUUCACACUGGGCCGUGCGGCUGGCGCAGGCGGGACAACUCACCGUCACGGCCACCUCGCAGCUCUGGACGCCCGACCUCACCCACCUGAUGACGCGCCAGCUGCUGGAGCCCGCCGGGGUGUUCUGGAGGUCGCCGGGCGACGCGGGCGACGCGCCCGUCCAGUUCUACGAGGCCGACGCGCACGAGUUCGGCGAAAGGAUCGCAGAGCAGGCCAAGGUGAGGAAAGCGAUGUACUUCCUGUUUGGAUUUGCAGAAGGCUGCAGCCCCGAGAGUGUGGACUGCUCCAUCCACUUCAGAGUGGACAGUUGAGACUUGGAAACACCUGGACAAAGUCUCGCUGCAGACUCUUCUUCUGUGCUUGUUGAAGAAAUGUCAAUUUUAGGUUUUGCAUUUUUGUUUGUAUCGUUGGCUCCAUCGACUGUUACAAAAGAGAAUCAAUCCUGUAUGAACGAGAUCACAGUCCAAUGUGCACAAGUGUUUCUUAUUGUCCUUGCUUCCGUUACUGUACCUCUUGUUGUGAACCUAUUGAUCACAAACAGUUUUUCCUUUACACCUUCGCAUUCUGUGAUAUCGACCAUAAACCAGAUAGAAAUAUGAAUAAAUCUAAUAAAACG
Molecule: messenger RNA, 1161 nt
Organism: Scophthalmus maximus (turbot)
Lineage: Eukaryota; Metazoa; Chordata; Actinopteri; Pleuronectiformes; Scophthalmidae
Gene: ompb
Product: olfactory marker protein b
Exons: 1
Coding region: 374-856 (160 amino acids)
Biological process (GO): sensory perception of smell; signal transduction
Source: RefSeq, a predicted model, not a curated record